Aspergillus wentii DTO 134E9 is the source of this 2095-nucleotide messenger RNA. Its product is annotated as chaperonin-containing T-complex alpha subunit TCP1. Gene Ontology annotation, molecular function: ATP-dependent protein folding chaperone; ATP hydrolysis activity; ATP binding. The coding region runs from base 89 to 1789 and encodes 566 amino acids. Gene Ontology annotation, cellular component: chaperonin-containing T-complex. Gene Ontology annotation, biological process: protein folding. The record is from RefSeq and is a predicted model, not a curated record. NCBI's taxonomy places the organism in Eukaryota, Fungi, Ascomycota, Eurotiomycetes, Eurotiales, Aspergillaceae. The transcript has 6 exons.
GUCUCGACAGAAGAGCCCCCCAAGCAGUCGGAGCUUCAGACCUUCUAUUUUAUUUGACAACCCCUCGUCCCCGUCUGUUUCUUGCAUCAUGGCAGGCAUCUUUGAAGCGCCGCGGAACGCGGACACCCUCUUCUUGGGUGGGCAGAAAAUCACCGGUGCUGAUGUUCGGGAGCAAAAUGUACUUGCGACACAGGCCAUUGCAAAUGUCGUCAAGAGUUCUUUCGGUCCUUCGGGUCUGGACAAGAUGAUGGUGGAUGAUAUAGGAGAUGUUACCGUUACCAACGAUGGAGCGACCAUUCUCAGUCUUUUGGAUAUUGAACACCCUGCUGGUAAGAUCCUUGUGGAUCUCGCCCAGCAGCAGGAUAAGGAGGUUGGAGAUGGAACUACUUCCGUCGUCUUGAUCGCCGCCGAACUCCUAAGACGUGCAAACGAGCUGAUGAAGAACCGGAUACACCCCACAACCAUCAUCAACGGCUACAGACUAGCCCUCAGGGAGGCCGUCAAGUACAUGAACGAAAACAUUACCGGAAAGGUCGAGACUCUGGGGAAGGAGAGCUUGGUUAACAUUGCAAAGACAUCGAUGUCCAGCAAGAUCAUUGGCUCAGACGCCGAUUUCUUCGCCAAUAUGGUUGUUGACGCUAUGCUUUUAGUGAAGUCUACAAACCAGCGGAACGAGGUCAAAUACCCGGUUAAGGCCGUGAACCUCCUCAAGGCUCACGGAAAGAGUGGAACUGAGUCGGUUCUCGUCAAUGGCUACGCUCUGAACUGUACCGUUGCUUCCCAGGCUAUGAAGACCCGGAUUCCUGAUGCCAAGAUUGCUUGUCUGGAUAUGAACCUGCAGAAGGAGAGAAUGAAGCUGGGUGUUCAGAUCACUGUUGACGACCCUGAUCAGCUGGAGAAGAUCCGUGAAAGAGAGUCUGGCAUCGUCCUCGAGCGUGUUGACAUGAUCCUCAAGUCCGGAGCGAAUGUUAUCCUCACCACAAAGGGUAUCGACGAUAUGGUCCUCAAGCUUUUUGUCGAGAGAGGCGCCAUGGCUGUCCGCAGAUGCAAGAAGGAGGAUCUGAGACGGAUAGCCAAGGCCAGUGGUGCCACUCUGGUCAGCACUCUCUCUGAUCUCAACGGAGACGAGAAGUUCGAAUCGUCAUACCUGGGACAUGCUGAGGAGGUUGUGCAAGAACGGAUAUCUGAUGAUGAGUGCAUUCUUGUUAAGGGAACCAAGGUUCACACCUCGGCUUCCAUCAUCCUCCGAGGACCUAAUGACUUCAGCUUGGAUGAGAUGGAGCGCUCGGUUCACGAUUCCCUGUGUGCUGUGAAGCGGACUCUGGAGAGUGGCAGCAUCGUUCCUGGUGGUGGUGCCGUUGAGACUGCCCUUCACAUUUACCUUGAGGAAUUCGCAGUCACAGUGGGCUCUCGUGAGCAAUUGGCAAUUGGCGAAUUUGCCCAGUCUCUUCUUGUGGUCCCCAAGACCUUGGCAGUCAACGCAGCUAAGGAUUCAUCUGAGCUCGUUGCCCAACUCCGAGUUCGCCACGCCCUCUCGCAGCGCGUGCAGGAAGGUGAUGCCAAUGAAGAAGAGAAGGCCAUUGCCAAGAAGAAGACUUACCGCAACUAUGGACUCGAUCUGAUGAAGGGACGUGUCCACGACUGCCUCAAGGCUGGUGUGUUGGAGCCUAGCAUGGGUAAAAUCAAGCAGCUUAAGAGUGCUGUUGAAGCCUGCAUAGCUAUUAUGCGCAUUGACACCAUGAUCAAGUUGGACCCCGAAAGACAGGAGGAUGACGGCCACGGUCACUAAGGGCCAGAGUCCUAACUGUGAUAUGGGUCCCUUAUGGAGUUUUAGAUAAAGGAGGGAAAAAUGAAGAAAAAUGAAUCUAAUAUGAAGAUGUCACGAGUACAAAUUGGGAUUGCAGUGCUGAUAUGCAGAUUUGUGCGUUAUACUGGCAGUAAUCAAAGAUAGCAAGUACAGUCACCAAAAGAACCAGCUAUGGAUAUAAUUGUCGAGUGGUUAUCUUUGAUCUUUCCAAAUGAACCAAUAUUCCUCCAGUUGUCCCUUAGUAGAUAGACACUCAUUAUUCUCAUAUGUUGAACUUGUCCUAAUUAC